Molecule: messenger RNA, 1785 nt
Organism: Laccaria bicolor S238N-H82
Lineage: Eukaryota; Fungi; Basidiomycota; Agaricomycetes; Agaricales; Hydnangiaceae
Exons: 10
Molecular function (GO): protein binding
Source: RefSeq, a predicted model, not a curated record
CGUCGGUCUGUGAGUUUCUCUGAUGGGAAACAUGAAGGGCCGAUUCAAGGGCUUAGUUCUUCUACUAGUGGUGAAGAAUUUAGCCGCGCAUUGGAAGCAUUGUCGCAGUCAAGUCUUAGUGGUUCUAGCGGAGUUGUUCAGUCAGUCAGAUCAAAGCGGAUAGCGGACAUGAUGCACGCGCUGGAAGAUGAGGGUGAGUAUGAUUUGAUUGACGACGACUCUCCCUCGAAAACAAGUAGCGCCGGAAGGCCAGAUGAAUUGCGACCCCUUGCUUCUCGACAGCCGGUCAACGAUACCCCAGGUAAUUCCAAGGCUGAUGCGCCGCGCAGGACAUUAUCUAGAUCCCAGACGCAUCGACCCUCCCCUGCGAAGCGAAGUUUUACCAGGGCCAAUGGAACAUUCUUGACGGAAUGUUCAUUCGGGGUGGCUCGUGAUCGACUAGUGGAGGUCAUCACAGACAUCCAACCCUUCGAACCGCAUUGGGAGGAACUCAGUUCAAUCAAUUUGUCAAAUAGGAAGCUGGAAAGUUUGGCGCGGCUUAAGGAGUUUUUACCGCGGCUUGAUUCACUGAAUGUUGGAAUUCCGACGACGUUGAGGACACUUUCUGUCGCUUGUAACAGCCUUACAGGACUUACAUCGUACAGCCACCUGCUCAACCUUGAAAACCUUGACAUAAGUCAUAACGAGGUUGAGUCCCUGCGUCAACUGGGUUGUCUGCGGCAUCUCCGAGAACUCAAGGCUGACGGCAACAAUAUAACGAGUAUCGAUGGACUAGAGCAUUUGGAUGGCCUCGUAAAACUCAGCCUUCAAAGCAAUUCUAUUCCUUUCGUUGAUUUUGGCCAUUGCCGGUGGAGCCGCUUAGAGAUGCUGAACAUCAGCUACAAUCAGUUGGACAAUGUCCAAGGGCUUUCAUCAUUGCAAUCAUUGGUUGCUCUAAACCUCGACGGCAACUUUUUGAAGGACCUUGAGAUGAAGAACCCUCUGCCACGGCUACGGAUUCUGCGGGUCAGUGCCAAUCGACUCUGUCACCUUCAGGUCGCCGCUGUGCCCAACCUUCGCACGCUUUAUGCGGACAAUAAUGCGCUAUCGAGUCUAGUCAAGGUUGAUCGCUUGAGCAAAUUAGAAAACCUCAGCUUACGGAAUCAGAGUGGACGAGGACUAAAAUUUUUGACCCGCGAUGUUCGCGAUGUGAAGCGACUGUACCUCUCUGGCAAUCCCCUCAACACCAGCCUCUUGGAGGAACCAUGUUACAACCUGGUAUAUUUAGAGCUGGCCGCUUGUCGGUUGACCGCGCUCCCCGAGGGAAUGGCGAGGCUAGUUCCGAACCUAAGGGUGCUGAAUCUCAACUACAACUUCCUGGAGGAUGUUCGGCUGCUAGAAGGACUCACGAGGUUACAAAAGCUGACCAUCAUUGGCUCUCGAUUGAAAAGCACGAAGCCUCUGAUCCGGCUACUCCAACGGACGCCAGAUGUGGAAAUGCUUGAUUUUAGGAUGAACCCGUGUACACUUGGGUGGUACCUGCCGCUUCUCGUCAAGGACGUGCCUGGGGCUUUGCAACCCUCUGAAGGGACGUCGGGAGGCAAGAGCGAGAAAGUGUUAGUGCCACAAGGGUGGCAAGAGCUGGAUUCGAAAUUCCGGCGAGAUCUACCGAACGAGGCGUACAUUGGACGAUUGGCAUACCGAGGACUAAUUAUGCAAGCUUGCCCUCGAAUACGAAUGUUGGAUGGUGUGGGGGUGUCUGAGAAGGAGCGUAUGAAAGCGCAUCAUUUGCUGCAGGGGAUUUUG